CAUUAAGGAAAUUUUGAAUGAUCAGAUUUAAAUAAAGUUUUCCUAUUACAUAAUAUUUACGUUCCCGUACUAGCCAGAUUACCGGUUUUAAGACAAAGUUUAAAUCUGACCAAUACGGGAACACAGCAAAUAUCCGAAAUUUGAUAAUGUGCUUUUUGCCAUAUGCUUGCAGCCAAACACAGCCAACCGCUUUUACAACCCAAUGUUCUUUAUCUCGAAGAAAAGCCACCCAAGAUUGUUAAGAAACAGAAGUCAACGAGAAGAGAACAAUCAAUAAAAAAUUGCAUUAAGAGAAAAACUAUUUCAAAAUCUAGAAGAUCUGGGAUCCGUCGUAAGAAAGCACAACCACAAUACACAAUGGAAGAGCAAAAGAAGUUUGAUUUUAAUAGGGGCGAUAAAGAAGCCAAAAUUGAAAAAGCUGAUUCAAACGAUCCGCUCUUUACAACUCGAUUAGAGUUUAAGCGCGAAUUGAGUGUAGAAAUAAUUGAUUCAAAUACUGAUUAUUUUGAUUCCAAAUAUGAUAAAAAUUACUGUGUGGAACAAUAUAAGGAAGAUGAUGAUAAAGAAUUUCAGUUUAAAGGCAAAUGGGAACAGCAUAAUAGCUUCUCAGAAGAUGAACAUGGUAAAGAGGAGAAAGAGGAGGGAUUUGAAGACGAGGAUGAACCUCUUAUAUUAUUAACUCAAACAUCAGCCAGUAAAAGUCGUAAGAAAAAGAAAGCAUGUCCACCUUUAUAUAAUUGUGCAGAAACUUGUAAACACAAAUGUACCGUAAAAUUCAAUAAACAGCGCAGAAUUGACAUUUUCGAUUACUACAUACAUUUGAGCAAAGAGGACAAAAUGAAUUUCAUACGCAAGCACAUUCGGAAACCGGUAAUACAACGAAUAUGCAACAAAAAACGACGUAAUAAUUAUUGUUAUUUUAUGAAAUGCUAUAAAAUUGGUCAAACUGCCACCAUUGAACAGCCGGAUCCAAAGGGUAUGAACAACAUUAGCAAUUAUGGCACUGAGGACCUAACGAAGGUAUGUCGUAAAUUUUUCGAAGGCACAUUGGGUAUUUCGAGUCCAGCUAUUAAUAAAGCCGUCGAGGGUUACGAACUACAGCCCGAAAGAAUUGUACUUCCUAUACGAAAACAUUUAAACGUUGAGGAAACCAAAUUAGCUGAAAAGUCAAAGAAAACACAAAAGCCGCAACAAUUUCUCGACCCAGAAACAGGCGAUUUAAGUGAUACCAGACCCAAACAAAAAACCCAACGUCGUAAACGAGGUGAACCAACACUAGAACAUUUUCCCAAACCCAUCAAUUGUUCUAUACGCUGUAUAUACAAAUGUCAUCAGAAUUUCAGCGAAGAGGAACGAAAACAAAUUUGUGAUAGUUUUUGGACCUUGGACUUUAAGAGACGUAAGGAUUUUAUACUGGCCCGCAUAGAAACAACCGAUGUGAAAUCUCCACUAACGCCCGAAUUUCGUAAAUCAAAUCGUCCUGCUCGUGCCUAUCAGACGAAAUUCUACCUACGCUCAGGCCUAAAAAGUGAAAAUAAAAGAGUUUGUAAACAUUUCAUGAUGAAUACACUGUCCAUUAAUCGUUUUUUUAUAGAAAAUGCCAUAGAAUUUGCCGAUAAAACAACAGGAUCGUACACAGGCACCGAUAGGCGAGGUACUCAUUCUCCCCACAAUAAAUUGCCUCAGGAGCUUAUACAGAUCGUGAAGGAUCACAUCAAUUCGUAUCCCUGUUGGUUGCCAAAUCAAAAAAGUAAAACCAAAUACCUACAUUACAAUCUGUCCAUAAAGAAAAUGUAUACGGCUUAUAAAGAGAAAUGUUUGGCUGAACAACAAAAAUAUGUCUCCAGUAGAAUCUAUUAUAAAGUGUUUCACGAAGAUUUUCGUCUAUUAUUCCUAACGGGUCCAGAUCCCAAAAAGAGAAGCGGAUUUUUACAGACCAAUCCUCAUAUAUCUCAUUAUACGGGUGAGGAAUUGGGUGGCUAUUGGAUAGACAGCAAAGGCAAUAAACUUGAUAUACUACGAUUAAACAAUCCAGCUCAAAGUGUUAAUAUCUGUCAAUAUUCGGUAGAUAGAUCUUUUGUGCCGAAUACCUCUGCAACAAAUGUUGUCGAUCCUACGUCUUCCAUGCAGCCUCUAAAAUUAGUGGUAAAUCCAUCAUCAUCAGUUGAUGUGGUUAAAUCUUAUCUAAAUCCUGCUCUUUUUUAAAAUUUCUCUCAAGUUUCCGAUAAUAUGUAAAGAAAAACAAUUUUAGUAUUAAAUAAAUUUUAAGAUAUUUUUAGUUAAAAAACUAAAAGCAUAAUUUGGGUUUUUUAUU
Molecule: messenger RNA, 2314 nt
Organism: Calliphora vicina (urban bluebottle blowfly)
Lineage: Eukaryota; Metazoa; Arthropoda; Insecta; Diptera; Calliphoridae
Exons: 1
Coding region: 163-2205 (680 amino acids)
Source: RefSeq, a predicted model, not a curated record